Molecule: messenger RNA, 2360 nt
Organism: Prunus avium (sweet cherry)
Lineage: Eukaryota; Viridiplantae; Streptophyta; Magnoliopsida; Rosales; Rosaceae
Source: RefSeq, a predicted model, not a curated record
AACUUCCCUCUGUUCUGCUUCGAUCGAGCGAAACAGAAGCAGAAGGCUGAAGCUGCCGAGCAGCAAAGACACACAGAAUCACAGAAAUGGAUAAGAAAGCCAAACAGCUGAAGAUAAUAGUAGUUGCCCUCGCUUCUUUGACAGCUCUCUCAGUCUUCUUCCUCGCGCGAGAACGAAGACGCCGAAAGCAGAAGUGCCCCCAAAGUCGGUGUUAUUUACAAGCCGACCACAUCAAGCCACAGUGCGGAUUCAAGCGUGUCUUAGCUGAAAAUACAUACUCUCCGUUCAAGCAUUUAAACCUCCUCAACGACCCUCAAGAAGAUAAGACUUGGAAUUCGCAUCCUUACGAGGCGGAAGUCACUGCCUUGAUGGAAAGUCCUCGGCUUGAGCUUCAGUGCAUUACGAUGAAGAAUGUGGAUUUGAAAAAAUUGAGUGAGUCGUACGUUUGGGUUGAGACUGAGUCGCAGUUGAAGGAACUCGUUGAGGUUUUGAGUAAAGAGAAGGUCUUUGGCGUUGAUACUGAGCAGCAUAGCUUAAGAUCCUUUUUGGGUUUCACAGCUUUAGUGCAGAUUUCUACUGAGAAAGAAGAUUAUUUGGUGGACACGAUUGCUCUGCGUGAUUGCAUGAGCCUUCUUAGGCCAGUUUUUGCGGAUGCUAGUAUCUGUAAGGUGUUCCAUGGGGCAGAUAGUGAUGUUCUCUGGCUACAAAGGGAUUUCCAUAUUUAUGUUGUUAAUCUCUUCGAUACUGCAAAGGCUUGCGAAGUGUUGUCAAAACCACAGAAAUCACUGGCUUAUUUACUUGAAUCUUACUGUGGAGUAGUCACAAACAAAUUGUUACAGCGCGAAGACUGGAGGCAACGACCCUUGUCAACAGAAAUGGUGCAAUAUGCUCGAACAGAUGCACACUAUUUACUGUAUAUUGCACACUGUUUAAUUGCUGAGCUGGAAAUACUGGAUAACGAAAACUCCUGUUCCAAUGACAAAUUCCGUUUUGUUCUCGAGGCUAGUCGGCGUUCAAACUUGAUGUGUUUGCAACUGUACACUAAAGAGAUAGAAGCUUCUCCUGGAGAGUCUGCUGCAUCAUCAAUUUUUAGCCGCCAUUUGAAUGGACGAAGAGGAAUUUCAUCAGUUUCUUGUGAAAUUCAGGGUGCUGUGAGCAAAUUAUGCGCAUGGAGAGAUUUAAUGGCUCGUGUACAUGAUGAGAGCUUGAGAUAUGUAAUAUCAGAUCAAGCUAUUGUUGCCCUUGCAGAUAAAGCUCCUACAACCCCUACAGAUAUAUUAGCUACCAUUGCUCAAGCUGAUUCUAAUGUGGAUUCAAGUUUGAGUUCAGGCCUCUCAUCUCCAUCCCCUGUUGUUUGCAGUCAUUUGGAUGAUCUAUAUCAUCUGCUCCAGAACAAAAUUGGCAACGCUGAUGAUUUCUUUCCCCUGAUUCUUCAAAACUGCCUGGGUACAAAUGGGAGUUGUCCACUGUCUAUCUUCAAUUAUGCUUUGCUGAUUAAGUGUAAUCUGAAAAUGACUCAAGUUUCUAGACAAAAUGGGGUCAGAAACUCAAAGAAAGUUGCUCGAAAAAGUUCUCGGCAGCUGUUUGUUCAAAAAUUUUCCUGCAAAGCUCCAGUUUAUCAUAAUUGCAGGAUCUAUGCAGAUGAUGGGCGGUUGCUUUGUUACUGUGACCGCAGGAAGCUUGAGUGGUAUCUUCGUCGGGAUUUGGCGAAACUUGUUGAUGAAAAUCCACCUGCCAUUAUGCUUCUUUUUGAGCCCAAAGGCCGUCCAGAAGAUGAAGGCAAUGAUUUUUACAUUCAAAGUAAGAAAAAUAUAUGUGUUGGCUGCGGCGAAAGAAAUCAUUACUUACGGUACCGAAUAAUUCCCUCAUGCUACAGAAUGCACUUCCCGGAACAUAUGAAAAGCCACCGCUCUCAUGAUAUUGUCCUAGUAUGCGUGGACUGUCACGAAAUAGCUCAUGCCUCUGCUGAGAAGUACAAAAAACAGAUCGCUGCAGAAUAUGGGAUUCCACUUUUUGUUCGUAAAGUGGUUGUUUCAGAACAAGCUCAAGCUAUAUCUGAGUCAUCUGUGCCAGCAACAUCUUUUGAGGAGGAAGGUGUAUCUCCUUUACAAUUGCGAACUGCUGCUGUGGCUCUUUUGCGCCAUGGACCAAGAAUGCCAUCCACGCGCCGUGACGAACUGACAGAGGUACAUGAGCGUAUAUUUAGCUCUUGAUUUUUAAAAAACUAUUACAAUGGUAUAUAAGUUCAUUAUGGUUGGAUAAAGCAAAAGGGCAGUGAAUGCUACAACUCUUGGUUGAACUUUAGUAAAAUGGCUUCAUUUUUUCUUGCAUUUCUUUCAGUAUAAAUAUCCAUGAUUGUG